AUGCAUCGUAAGCAGCGUCAUAGCCGAGGCUUGGAGCCUUUCACGGUGAGACCGGGAUCCGAGACAGGACUGUACUACAUUCUGGUCGCGAAUCUCGCUCCCCGGACGACAUGGAGAGAGCUAAAGGCGUUUGCAUCCCAAGCCUGCGAGGUGGAUCAUGCUGAGGUAUACCCUCCUACCUCCGGUUUCGUUAGGUUCCUCGAUGGCAACACGCUCGACUACCGCGCCCUCCAAGCGGAUGGCCGGAACCUGAACCAGAGUACUGUCGUCAAGCUCAUGCCAACGGACUACCAUGCAGCAAGGAUCUUGCGCGGAGACGAGGGAAGAAUUUACAACGAACCCGAAAGCCCCGCCUCUGAUUCCGCCGAGCCGCUGCCUCAGGGCGCAAGUGCAGUGCUGGGAAGCCCGCAUUUGGGAUUCCAGGGGAGAAACAGUCCGGCGUUCAGCGUGCCAGAUACCCAGUGGAGUUAUGUCACGUCGUCUUCAUACACGGAUGAUGGCGGGAGGUACCAGCCAGCUCCUCACGCAAUCGUUAUGCCAUCCAUUUCCGGAGCAUAUCAAGUCGUAGCAGCCUCUAGCCAUGGAUUCGUUGCGCAAGCUCCCAUCACGCCGCCGAUCACGGCAUACCGGACGGUGCCAGGCCCGACGGGCACCGCUGCCCACAUCACUCAGCACCAGUACAACGACCCUAGAAUGUACUAUCCCGCAGGAACCGCCUCUACUAUGGGUGUGCCCGGCUAUGCCGGCUUUGUCCACAUGACCGGGAGCGGCUGCGGCCACUUAUCUGCGAUGGCUUACGAAUGGCCUCUAGUCCCAACCCACUCGCCGCUGCAGGGAGACAUGACCGCCAGUCACAAAAGCGCAAAAAUCCUCAUCCGCGGGUUGGAGCGGAACCGUCUUUCACCGGCCGUGGUCACGGAUCUGCUCGUUCAGAAUGCUGGAAUUGGCGCAACGCCAGGCCAGGUUGAGAAGGUGGAGCUGCCACUUAACAAGGACGGCAAGGCGCGGGGCAUCGCGUAUAUCACGUUCAGCACAGAGGAACUCGCGGGCGCGGCCGUGACGGCCCUUGAGGGAUGCAAGGCAGGGGGCAGCAGGAAGCUGUCGGCGCGGCUGGUGGUGGAAGGCGUCUCGCCGGAGGGAUCGGACGAUGGUGCUCCUCGGCCAUACCAGCGAUUGGCUGGUGGUGGUGGGAGUCGGGGCGGGGGGAGGGCAGGCUCUAGCUCAAAGAGAGGAGCUGGUGGCAAGGCGCCAAAGUCGUCAUUGCAGGAACAGUCUCCUCGUACGUCGACCGAGACGCUGCUAGUGCAGUUGAAAUCUGAUACAGCGGUAUCCGCACUACCAUCUGCAGCAAGCGACGGCCAAAGGAAGAAAGAAGAACGCCCGGUGAUUGUUGAUGGGAGCGGAGGAAGAUGGAAGAAGGAACCGGCGCCGGUUGUGGUGGGUAGAACUGCCGGCAAGUAA
Thermothelomyces thermophilus ATCC 42464 is the source of this 1461-nucleotide messenger RNA. RefSeq lists its product as uncharacterized. Gene Ontology annotation, cellular component: cytoplasm; nucleus. The transcript is spliced from 4 exons. Gene Ontology annotation, molecular function: mRNA binding. Bases 1 to 1461 code for a protein of 486 amino acids. NCBI's taxonomy places the organism in Eukaryota, Fungi, Ascomycota, Sordariomycetes, Sordariales, Chaetomiaceae. The record is from RefSeq and is a predicted model, not a curated record.